This is a messenger RNA of Ectocarpus siliculosus, 789 nucleotides long. The record is from the annotation of a GenBank genome assembly. NCBI's taxonomy places the organism in Eukaryota, Phaeophyceae, Ectocarpales, Ectocarpaceae.
GCGCGAACAGAGCAGUGUGGCGAGUUGCGCGUGAUACGGAGAGCUGUCUUGGGUUUGCUACCGUCGAGUCGAGCUACGACGCCAACGCUAGCAUUUGUGGCGAAUCACGCGGCGUAUCGUCGUCUCAUAUCCACGAUGAGGCUCUCCCUGCUGCUGUCGUUCAUGGCGGCCGCCUCGUCCUUGCGUCGGUCCUCCGGGUUCAUGUUUGCCGCUGCUGGUGCCAGGAGCGGGUCGUGUAGCAACCGGAGUGGCGUUCCGUGCACCACGCGCGCCUGCAAAGGCCCGUCUCGAACAGCGACACCAGCAACUGCCAGCACGGGUUGGUCCUAUGCGUCAAGCAGCUUGCGGAUGGGUGAAACAGCAGGAGAGGAGGGUUUGGCGGCGGACGGUGGAAGCAGCGACGGAACAGCUCUCGCCGAGGCUCGAAUAGUGGUUCAGGGGCAGUCUACCGGCGGAUACUUCCGAGCGCACGCCAGGAACGAGGCCCACUUCAACCGCAAGCUGUGCGGGGCCCUGAAAGAGCUGGGUCAAGGGCAGACGGAGAUCAUCGUCGAAGGGAAGACUAGCGCCAUCCGGAGCUUCCUGCGGUGGUGCAAGAGGGGCCCCGGCUUGUCUCAACAGAUUCAGGAAGUGACGGUGGACUGGGCCGAGUACACGGGAAUUUUCGACGGCUUCGAGGUGUUCCCCGACGAGACUUCCCAAAACACAGCAGCCGCAGGGGUCCCGUGAUGCGGACGAAGAAGGUUUGCCCCCUCAUGGCCCCUCAUCGCCGUUGACACUUCACAGGAC